Aspergillus aculeatus ATCC 16872 is the source of this 1494-nucleotide messenger RNA. RefSeq lists its product as uncharacterized. Bases 1 to 1494 code for a protein of 497 amino acids. Gene Ontology annotation, molecular function: ubiquitin protein ligase activity. The transcript has a single exon. NCBI's taxonomy places the organism in Eukaryota, Fungi, Ascomycota, Eurotiomycetes, Eurotiales, Aspergillaceae. The record is from RefSeq and is a predicted model, not a curated record.
AUGCCCGAGAAACACCCAAACAUCUCCUUCAAAGACAAGUCGGCUGACCAUCCUCGUGCCUCAGCCCCAGUGGGAGGCUUUCUCGGAUGGUUGGCUGGAAAGCGCGGUUAUGCCCAUCGCAAGUCCACCGUGAGCAGUCGGGCAAAGGAUAACUCGGACCGUCGGCAAGAGCCUUCAUCAAUCGCCAAAGGGAAACAACCAGUUCGCUCCGCAGAGGAACACCAAGCAGAGAAACAGGAAAGAGAGGGCCAGGGAGGGCAUCGGGUUUAUGCUCAAAUCCCGGCCAAUGCGCCCACCUCUUCAGCAGUCCGGCGUACCCACGCAGGCCCCUCGAAUGUCUAUGAACGAAAGUUUUUAAGCUCUAUCGCUUCAACUCGUCAAGCUACAGGGUCAAGUGCUCGUACCGGGUCCUAUGAGCCUCGGAUGUCGGGUGCCCUUCAAGCCCAGGAUCAGCCUUCCUCUGUAGGCAGCGAUAAUUCAGGGAACAGUGGAUUCAGUGCUACCUCCAGCACCGCUGCUGUCUGCGGGUCAAAAGUCACGGACCGGGCUCAGACCACCUCCCCCGGUAUCAAGGAGAGUGGGGAUGAAAGAGGGUUCAGCGCUACCUUCAGCAGCGGUGAUACGUGCAAGUCCAGUCUUGAAGCCCAGGUUCAGAUCUGCCCCGUACCAAAUGAGAGUGGGUAUGAAAGCGGCUUCAGCGCUGGCUUCAGCACCGAUAGUGUCUGGGGGUCCAAGGUCGCGGACCGGGAUGAACUCGGCCACGACGUGGGAUCCUCGUGUCACGAUGAGGUCUCCGAUCAAGACUCUGACAGAGAAGACGCCGAUCCAGACUCCAUGUUGUCCAGUGAUGUCUCCGGGGGCGUUCCAGUGUAUGCAAGCACCACCAACGCAGACCGGCCGCCUCACGACCACAACAUCAACGCGGCCCUGAACAACCUCAAGAUCAAGGACGACUGCUGUCUGAUCUGUCACAAACGCAUGCACAAGGACGGAUUCUCCUGCCCCGGCGGAUGUGGUACACUGUAUCAUGACAACUGUGUCUCAGACUGGCGCACCCCCAGAAGUUCCGAGAACCAAGAGCCCUGUCCGUGUCCGACGUGCUGGCAGGACAUCUUUCAAGAGGAUUGUGCGGUUUGUGGAAAGCCCAUCGAGGACUACGAGGUCUGCUGUCCCCAGCAAUGCGGAGCGUGGCUUCACGAGCCUUGUGUGGAACGUUGGGUCAACCAGUGCCGCGAGACGUAUGCCGAUCAAAACAUGCCUUGUCCCCGGUGUAGCGCGCCGUGGCCUAAUCAUAUCGACGAGGAGGCGGAGUGUCCGAUCUGCUUUUUAGCCAUGGACGAGAGUCUCCAGGAUGUGACCCCAUGCCCGGCGCUAUGCAGGCAGAAUUACCACUCGGAGUGUAUCAAUGCCUGGCUUGACAGCGCCGAGCCCAAUGGCCGGCCGAGAGCGUGUCCCAAGUGUCGAGCUCCGUGGGCCCCUCUUUUCGGGCAUUGA